Messenger RNA from Loxodonta africana (African savanna elephant), 2463 nucleotides. It is a transcript of the gene DLL1, whose product is annotated as delta like canonical Notch ligand 1. NCBI's taxonomy places the organism in Eukaryota, Metazoa, Chordata, Mammalia, Proboscidea, Elephantidae. Gene Ontology annotation, molecular function: Notch binding; calcium ion binding. The transcript is spliced from 10 exons. Bases 4 to 2367 code for a protein of 787 amino acids. The record is from RefSeq and is a predicted model, not a curated record. Gene Ontology annotation, biological process: Notch signaling pathway; negative regulation of Notch signaling pathway; multicellular organism development. Gene Ontology annotation, cellular component: plasma membrane.
GCCAUGGGCCGUCCGUGCACACUGGCCCUCGCCGUGGUCUCGGCCCUACUGUGCCAGGUCUGGAGCUCAGGGGUUUUCGAGCUGAAGCUGCAGGAGUUCGUCAACAAGAAGGGGCCUCUGGGGAACCGCAAUUGCUGCCGCAGCGCGGCGGGGGGCGCGGGGCCACCGCAAUGCGAGUGCAGGACCUUCUUCCGCGUGUGCCUCAAGCAUUAUCAGGCCAGUGUGUCCCCGGAGCCGCCCUGCACCUACGGCAGCGCCGUCACGCCCGUGCUGGGCGUUGACUCCUUCAGCCUGCCUGACGGCGCGGGUGGCGGCCACGCGGCCUUCAGCAAUCCCAUCCGCUUCCCCUUCGGCUUCACCUGGCCGGGCACCUUCUCUCUGAUCAUUGAAGCUCUCCACACGGAUUCUCCGGAUGACCUCACAACAGGUAAACAAAUUCCAGAAAAACUCCAGGACUUUGCACCUUUGUCAUUUGGUGCUCCAGAAGCAAACCCUCUCAUUCUGCACGUCCAUUCAGAAAGUUUAGGACGGAAGAGCGCGUUCCCCAGCGUCUCUGGUCUCCUGGUGAUGACCCCGCGCCCCACCCUGCUGCCCCUCACCUCCAUUUCCCACCCCACAGAAAACCCGGAGCGGCUCAUCAGCCGCCUGGCCACGCAGCGGCACCUGACGGUGGGCGAGGAGUGGUCCCAGGACCUGCACAGCAGCGGCCGCACGGACCUCAAGUACGCCUACCGCUUCGUGUGUGACGAGCACUACUACGGGGAGGGCUGUUCUGUCUUCUGCCGCCCCCGGGACGACGCGUUCGGCCACUUCACCUGCGGGGAGAGAGGAGAGAAAGUCUGCAACCCCGGCUGGAAGGGCCAGUACUGCACCGAGCCAAUCUGCCUGCCUGGGUGUGACGAGCAGCAUGGCUUCUGCGACCGGCCAGGGGAGUGCAAGUGCAGGGUCGGCUGGCAGGGUCGGUACUGUGACCAGUGCAUUCGGUACCCUGGCUGCCUCCACGGCACCUGCCAGCAGCCGUGGCAAUGCAAUUGCCAGGAGGGCUGGGGUGGCCUCUUCUGCAACCAGGAUCUGAACUACUGCACCCACCACAAGCCCUGUGAGAACGGAGCCACCUGCACCAACACGGGCCAGGGCAGCUACACCUGCUCCUGCCGGCCCGGGUACACGGGCGCCAACUGUGAGAGCGAGAUCGAUGAGUGCGAUGCUGGCCCGUGUAAGAACGGAGGAAGCUGCACGGAUCUUGAAAACAGCUACUCAUGCACCUGCCCACCUGGCUUCUACGGCAAGCACUGUGAGCUGAGUGCAAUGACCUGUGCUGACGGCCCUUGUUUCAAUGGGGGGCGGUGCUCAGACAACCCUGAUGGGGGUUACACCUGCCACUGCCCGGUGGGCUACUCUGGCUUUAACUGCGAGAAGAAGAUCGACUACUGCAGCUCUUCACCUUGCUCCAAUGGGGCGCAGUGUGUGGACCUGGGCAGCUCCUACCUGUGCCGGUGCCCGGCUGGCUUCUCGGGGCAGCACUGCGACGGCAACGUGGACGACUGUGCGUCCCUACCCUGUGUCAACGGCGGCACCUGUCAGGACGGUGUCAACGACUACUCCUGCACCUGCCCCCCAGGGUACACGGGCAAGAACUGCAGUGCCCCGGUCAGCAGGUGCGAGCACGGGCCCUGCCACAAUGGGGCCACCUGCCACGAGAGGGGCCGGCGCUAUGUCUGUGAGUGCGCUCGUGGCUACGGCGGCCCUAACUGCCAGUUCCUGCUGCCCGAGCCGGGGCCUGUGGUGGUGGACCUCACUGAGCGCUACCUGGAGGCCCCGGGUGGGCAGUUCCCAUGGAUUGCCGUCUGUGCCGGUGUUGUGCUGGUGCUGCUGCUGUUGCUGGGCUGUGCGGCCGUGGGCGUCUGCGUGCGGCUGAAGGUACAGAAGCGGCAGCUGCUGGGGGAUGCGUGCCGGGCAGAGGCGGAGACCAUGAACAACCUGGCCAGCUGCCAUCGUGAGAAGGACGUGUCGGUCAGUGUCAUCGGGUCCCCCCAAGUCAAGAACACCAACAAGAAGGCGGAUGUGCACGGUGACCAUGGCACCGACAAGGGUGGCUUCAAGGCCCGCUACCCUGCUGUGGACUACAACCUGGUGCAGGACCUCAAGAAUGAGGACCCUGCCAGGGAUACCCACAGCAAGCGUGAGGCCAGGCCCGAGCCCCACAGCUGCAUGGGCAUGGAGAAGGGACCUGCAACGCUGAAGGGUGGGGAAGCAUCAGAACGGAAAAGGCCGGAUUCCACGUACUCCUUGUCGAAAGACACCAAGUACCAGUCGGUGUACGUCGUCUCAGAGAAGGAUGAGUGUGUCAUUGCUACUGAGGUGUAAAAUGGAAGCGAUAUGGCAAAUCCCCGUUUCUCUUAAAAUACAUAGAAUUCCAAGGAUAUGUGCCCCAACGGAUGCUGCUGUAAGAGGAGAGGGAGG